GCACGCAAAUAUUUACAUAUUUCCUCUUAACUUUAUAUACAAAUAAUCAAUAAUUCGCAAGAUAGAAAAUUUCUAAGAUACGUAUUUAUAGAUUUUACACUAGGAUUUCUUUGACACGAAAUUGUUAGCACAUUUGAGGACAAAAUGUCGACGGAAACGUGUUGCUGUGGAUGCUGUUCAGUCGGCCAGGGAACGCUGGCCAUCGGAAUUUUCAACAUUGUGGGGUGCAUCCUUUUCAUCAUUUUCAACUCGUUAGCCGUAAACUUAAUGGUAAUUCAUCCCGAUCAGAUUACGGACCCGGCUUUCUACGAAAAUCCUAGUCGCUACAUCACGCUGGGUUAUGUCCACAUAUCCUUUUCCGCGAUAUACUUUCUCCUGGCGUGCCUUCUAGUGCACGGGUGUCACAAACGAAAUCACCGCUUCAUACUGCCCUGGUUGUACUGGAAUUACGUCUCCCUUCUCCUCAUCGCGGUCGGGAUGACGGCCUUUUUUAUAAGCCUGGCCAUCUCUGGGGAAAUUGGGGGUGGCCUUAUUCUCCUCGGAGUUUACGCGGCUUUCUUUGGAAUUCAGAUGUACCUUGUCUUCGUGGUGAAACACUUCGUCGACGAGUUGGUGGUGGAGGAUCUCUGCACGGCGAGAGUGUGACACUUGUGGAAAACGUGAAGAGGUUGGAAGAAAGUAAACAUUUGGAUGCAAUUGUUUAUCCUCACAAAUCUGGAUAUCGGAAGAAACUUCAAUUUAAUCUGAAUUUAACAUAGUUUUUUAAAUCAUUUAUGAAUGCGUCACACGAACUUCUCUGACUUUGUACAGGAUUUAGAAUAACUUAAGAAAAUAUAGAAAAAAUAAUUAAGUUGCACUGAAAAUUUGGAAGAUUUCGCUUCAUAAUUUGGAGGAUUUCACUUUGUAAAGUA
Molecule: messenger RNA, 911 nt
Organism: Folsomia candida
Lineage: Eukaryota; Metazoa; Arthropoda; Collembola; Entomobryomorpha; Isotomidae
Exons: 4
Coding region: 145-645 (166 amino acids)
Source: RefSeq, a predicted model, not a curated record